Vicia villosa (hairy vetch) is the source of this 852-nucleotide messenger RNA. RefSeq lists its product as uncharacterized. Bases 1 to 852 code for a protein of 283 amino acids. The transcript has a single exon. The record is from RefSeq and is a predicted model, not a curated record. NCBI's taxonomy places the organism in Eukaryota, Viridiplantae, Streptophyta, Magnoliopsida, Fabales, Fabaceae.
AUGGAGGUUCCGUCGUCUGAUCAAUUGGCGUCUGCUCUUUAUUUGAGCCAGUCAUGGGUGAAAGCUAAUUUUGAAUCUAAGGUUAACCGUUCUGGUAUCUCCUUGGAGUGUUUGUUGAAGGAAGCUCAUGAUGUUGCUGACAAGGGAGCGUGGAGGGGGUUCAAUGCUUUAUUGGCUUUAUGUGUCUAUUGGAUAGUCUUGUUUCCCAACAUACCUAAAUUUGUGGACAUAAAUGCCAUCCGUAUUUUCAUGACAGGAAACCCAGUUCAUAUGCCUUCUAGAAAGCAUAAGGACAUAGGAGGUGUUGUGAACUGUUGCCUUCCAUUGUUAUACAUGUGGUUUAACAGUCAUAUGCCUUGCAAAGGAGCUUUCGUAGCUACUCGAGAUUCCUUGACCUGGGCGAAAAGAUUGAUGGGAUUAAGGGCUAAGGACAUUCGCUGGUAUACUCCAAAGUUAGAUUGGAAAGAUGACGAGAUGGUGUCUGAAUGUGGGGAAUUUGAUAAUGUUCCUCUCAUAGGAGUUAGAGGUGGUAUUAAUUAUAACCCACGUCUCACUGUGCGUCAGUUGGGUUUUGAUCUGGUGAGUCCUCCCGAAGAUAGAUUUGUGAAAGAAUCCUUGUACUAUGAUGUAUCGCAAGACAACACUGAAUUGCAGAGAGCUUUCGGAGCAUGGUUUAAUGUUAGAAUGAGAGUCAAAGCGGAGCUGGGGAAAAGAGAUUGCAUUGCUCAUCCUGAUUAUGCGGAGUGGGUGGAGAACAGAGCAAAAUACAAUGAGUUGCCUUUCCCUUUUGAGGACCUUUUGUACACGCAUGGUCCUGAUUUUCCUAUUGAUAUGUCGGUGGGAAGUUUCUAA